Messenger RNA from Girardinichthys multiradiatus, 1148 nucleotides. It is a transcript of the gene mrpl48, whose product is annotated as mitochondrial ribosomal protein L48. NCBI's taxonomy places the organism in Eukaryota, Metazoa, Chordata, Actinopteri, Cyprinodontiformes, Goodeidae. The record is from RefSeq and is a predicted model, not a curated record. Gene Ontology annotation, cellular component: mitochondrial ribosome. The transcript is spliced from 8 exons. The coding region runs from base 49 to 777 and encodes 242 amino acids.
UUGUUAAUGUACUAGACGGACCGAAAAUACGACGUUCCGACUUCCUGCAUGCUCUUCUGUUUUCAGCAAGUGUAUUUAGAUGCGUUUUUAGUGGUAGAGUUUAAAAGAAAAAAAGCGGUGUGUUCUAACUACAGCGGAGAGAAAAUGAACCACGUAUUCCGGAAGUUGCCAGUGACUGUCACACAGCAGGCAUCCAUCCUCAGUCCGUCGUUAUGCAGAACCACACCGUCCAUCCAGCAUCCUGUGUGGUGUACUGCGUCUGUAGGUGAUAGAGAGUACAAAGGCAUGCCAACACACGGGAUUGGAAGGUGGAAGUAUCUGUUACCCAGACAGGCCCCCAAGAAGAAGAAGGACAAAACCCAGAUGAAGCAGAUGGUUUCAGCGACCGAUACGGCCUACGGGACCCUGAAUGUGAAGGUGUCGGGUUAUGACAUGACAGUGGUGGAGCAUUACUCCCAGUACAUCCACAACCUCUGCAACCGGCUGGGCAUCCAAGUGGCAGAAAGUUAUGCUUUGCCGACCAAGAGCACAGAAGUGAUGCUAAUGCAAGAAAAAGGCAACAAAAUGUACGUGGACGCCGUCCUGAAGACCUACCAACGUGUAGUCCAGUUGAGCAGUUUGAACACUUCAUUGUGUCCCAUCUUUGUGGACGUUCUUCUAAAGAACCAACCAGAGGGAGUUCAGCUCUCAGUGAAGGAGCACACCGAGGCAGAUUUCCAGGCACGCUUCAAGGCACGUCCAGAGCUGGAGGGGCUCAUCGCUCAGAUCAACCAAUAAGAUGUUCUGCCUUAUGAGCAAAUACUAUUUGUUUAAAAUGUAUUUAUUGCCCAAGCUCCUUGGUCUAAUCAGGUUAAAAAAGCAAGAUAAUAAAAAGUAAUUUAAACUCAAGUAUCGGUAAACCUUCUGAUAGUUUUUUGCUACUUUUAGAAAUAAAACUACCUGUUUAAGAAUUCAUGUUAUGACAAUUUAUUUGUUUUUGAUAUUAUUCUGCAAUUGUAAUUUUAACCAAUUACAUUUUCUGAAUGGUGGGAAUGACACAUUGUUUCCAUCUGAGUACUGCAUUUUUGUUUUAAACCUCAUUCUAAAUUUCUUGCUUUUAUAACAUGGACAUUUUCAGAAACCCAUAAUUAAACAUAAAAUGCCCUGUC